Messenger RNA from Trifolium pratense (red clover), 1247 nucleotides. RefSeq names its product autophagy protein 5. Lineage: Eukaryota; Viridiplantae; Streptophyta; Magnoliopsida; Fabales; Fabaceae. The record is from RefSeq and is a predicted model, not a curated record. Gene Ontology annotation, biological process: autophagy of mitochondrion; cellular response to nitrogen starvation; nucleophagy. The transcript is spliced from 8 exons. The coding region runs from base 81 to 1136 and encodes 351 amino acids. Gene Ontology annotation, cellular component: cytoplasm; Atg12-Atg5-Atg16 complex; phagophore assembly site membrane.
AGAAGGGUUGAAGUAAAAGUUGAAGUUGAUCAAAGGACUGCAGAGAGAGAGAGAAAGAGAUCUUUGAAGAAGAAGAAGCGAUGAGUGAAGCGCAGAAAUACGUAUGGAAAGGGGCAAUUCCUCUUCAGAUUCAUCUUCAUGAAUCUGAAGUCACCACUCUUCCUCCCCCUCCACCCGCUCUCGUUUUGGCACCUAGGAUAGGGUACUUGCCUUUGUUGAUUUCUCUGUUGAAGCCUCACUUCAGUGCUACACUUCCUCCUGGAGUUGACACUAUUUGGUUUGAGUACAAAGGAUUGCCUCUCAAGUGGUAUAUACCAACUGGAGUUCUUUUUGAUCUUUUAUGCAUGGAGCCAGAAAGGCCAUGGAAUUUAACAGUACACUUUAGAGGAUAUCCAAGUAAUUUACUGCUUCCAUGUGAAGGCGAAGACAGUGUAAAGUGGAGUUUUAUUAACUCACUGAAAGAGGCUGCAUAUGUAAUAACUGGGAAUUGCAAGAAUAUCAUGAACAUGUCUCAAACUGAUCAGGCGGAUCUCUGGGGCUCCGUUUUGAAUGGUAAUUUGGAAUCUUAUAGCCGGGUGUCAUCUAAGCUUAAGCUGGAAACUUUUGAAGAUGAAUAUACAGAAAAUGUCGAUUCAGCCUCGACUAAAUCUCAACAAAGUACUGGGGAUGCUGAAGCUGUUGGACAAGUGAAGACAAGUAGAAUUCCUGUUCGUUUAUAUUUGUGGACUGUCAACGAAGAUUUUGAUGAUUUUGAAGAUGCUCCAGUGAUUGAUAAUUGGGACAAAGUAUCAUAUAUCAAUCGACCCGUAGAGAUUCAUAAGGAAGAUGGCAAAUACUUUAGCUUAAACGAUGCGGUUAAGAGACUUCUGCCCGAGUACUUUCCGGAAAGUUCUUUUGGUAAUGAAGGAGAUGCAAGCAUAAACCAAAGUGCAGGGGAAGAGGGAGAAAAUUCAUGUGAUCCCGAGUCAUCUAGCCACACAGUCGAGAUUGCAGAAAUCAAGUGCGUGCGCAUUCAAGGAAUAGAACCGAGUUUAGAAGUACCUUUUUCUUGGGUGGUUAACAACUUAAUGAAUCCUGAGUAUUUCCUUCACAUGUGUGUUUGCUUGAAAGUUUCAGAGGCCAAUGCUUUGCAGUAGGGAUAAAUUUUACUAUUUUAGCCUUUCGAUUCUAUUUCACUGAAAAACACAAGAUGCAAUUCUUUUGUAUAUAGAUGUAUAGAAUGGUUUCAUAUUAUAUUGAUUUCCCAA